AUGGUGAACCUUAAGAACAUUUUCUUAUCUUUCUUUUUGGUUUUGGCCGUUGGCCUGGCUCUUGUUAAUGCUGAGCCUCGCGGACCCAAGAUUACCAACAAGGUCUACUUCGACAUUCAGCAUGGCGAUGAAAGCCUAGGUCGAAUUGUCCUAGGCCUCUAUGGCAAGACUGUUCCCGAGACGGCUGAGAAUUUCCGUGCUCUUGCUACCGGCGAGAAGGGCUUCGGAUAUGAAGGGUCCAACUUCCACCGGGUGAUCAAAGACUUCAUGAUUCAGGGCGGUGACUUUACCAAGGGUGAUGGCACUGGCGGAAAGUCAAUCUAUGGCGCCAAGUUCAAGGAUGAGAACUUCAAGCUGAGGCACACCAAGACCGGUCUCCUGAGCAUGGCCAACGCCGGCAGGGAUACCAACGGUUCCCAGUUCUUCAUCACCACUGCUGUCACUCCCUGGCUCGACGGCAAGCACGUCGUUUUUGGCGAGGUUCUUGAGGGUUACGACAUUGUCGACAAGAUCCAGAACGUCCCCAAGGGUCGCAGCGAUAAGCCUCUACAGGACGUCAAGAUCGUCAAGAGCGGCGAACUAGAAUUCGAGGCCGAUGCAGCUGAGGAAGGUGACAAGAAAGGUAGCCACAACGAGCUAUAA
Molecule: messenger RNA, 642 nt
Organism: Aspergillus mulundensis
Lineage: Eukaryota; Fungi; Ascomycota; Eurotiomycetes; Eurotiales; Aspergillaceae
Product: Peptidyl-prolyl cis-trans isomerase B
Exons: 6
Coding region: 1-642 (213 amino acids)
Biological process (GO): protein peptidyl-prolyl isomerization; protein folding
Cellular component (GO): fungal-type vacuole; endoplasmic reticulum
Molecular function (GO): peptidyl-prolyl cis-trans isomerase activity
Source: RefSeq, a predicted model, not a curated record